ACCUCGAACAGUUCGAGCUGAGAUUGCUCUGGUUCAAGACGUUGCUUGAUAAUACGAGUCGCAUUUUAUAUAGAGACAGACGCGUGCAGCAUCUAGUAUAUAAAACAAAGCUGAAGCUUCGUUUAGUUCUAGCGCUUUGUUUAUAUAUUUAAAUCAUGAAAAUUAUGCUAUCUAACAAAACAUUGCACAAGUUUCUGCUGCUGUUGCUGCUGCUGAUGCUCGCCAGCGUAUGGAGCCAUCCAUUAAACAAGCAGCCGGAAACAGAAGGGUCUGUGGCCCAACGACCCGUAUUUCUCAUUCAAAACAAUGUGAACGCUGAGGACGCAAAGAACUAUCAAAUAACGAUACCAAAAGAAUUCAAGCCCGGAGAGCCAUGUUUGACGAUCAGUUGGAAAACCAACCCGGAUGGCAGCGGGCCGGAUGAUCCCAGAAUUUAUAUGGUAGACGGCUACUUUAAGAUCAUGCCAGCCCAGGCAAAUAAGCAACAAUAAUCAAUUGGUUAAGUUAUGCACCUCAGCAUUUAAACAUAAAUAUUUCAUAUCUGAGAACCAAUUCACAUGGAUCGUUGGGCCUUAGGGUCUUCCCCACUCCGGACUCUUUAAGCUGCCAAGACCCGACCUGUUGAUAGGAUAAAUGUCUGUGCUCACAGAACGAGGGAGCUUCUAGACGGAAGUAGCUUCGGCUAGAGCUUCUACUGUUUUUCCAGACAUCGAAAUUAGAUGAUCUAAUCCUGGCAUAAAACGCAUCGCAUCUCCAAUAACGCACAUUUUGAUCAAUCCCAUUUUGAUCUAAUCCCCACAAUUCCAUUUACACAAUUAUUGUCUUAAAAAAAAAGGUUUUGCAAUUUAAAUUAUUGUAAUAUUUAGAUAUAAAAUUCUUAAUUAUGUUUUAAUAUUCAGAUUUCAAUUAAAUUUAUAUUUCAAAUAUUGCUUAGAACAUAUUCUCGAAACAAACAAUAUUAAAAACCCAGCGUGCCUCAAAGUAGUUUCUCCGAAUACAAAAUGAAGAAUAUAAUAUCUCUGAAUAUUACAAAAAAGUUCUGUUUACAGUGAUGAUAUUUUCUUCGAUAUUGUUAUCCCAUAUAUAUUUCUUCUUAAAGAAUAUUACAAUUUCUUAAUAAUAACAGUUUUUGUUAAU
This is a messenger RNA of Drosophila virilis, 1137 nucleotides long. RefSeq lists its product as uncharacterized. The record is from RefSeq and is a predicted model, not a curated record. NCBI's taxonomy places the organism in Eukaryota, Metazoa, Arthropoda, Insecta, Diptera, Drosophilidae.